AUGGCGAACCUUCGAAAUAUACCGGCACAGAUGCGCUCCAACGACUUUCCCUCAAAAGUAAUUCCAGCUCGGACAGAAUAUAUGUUCAACACGCCUUCUAACGUUUUCUUCCAAGAUAUUAGCCAUGCUACACCUCAGGGCGCACGGAGUCUCUUGACACUUCCCGCUGAGCUUCGAAACCGUAUCUACGAACUGGCACUGAGCACGGGCUCACAGUCCUGCUAUCAACGUCCACAGAAUAUCUCUCUGCAACUCGCGGCUAGCCACUCUACUCCUUUAAUGGCAUGUAUCAUGGAACGACCCGGUACCUCAAACGUUCGCGGCCCCCUGGAGCCUUUUGGUGCUCAACUAGUAGUCUUUACUAGCCAUAAGCAUGCAAAGGAGUUUGGCUCAUAUCGGCCGCGGAGCUUUAACCAGUUACAGUUCGUAAACAAGCAAUUGUACAACGAAACGAAAGGCCUGGAAUUCGAAUUCAACAACAUUGCUUUCACUGGCUCGCUCACAGCUAUGGACAACUUUACGCACAGGAUGCAAUCCUCUUUGAUGCCCUUUAUCACUUCAGUAACCCUGAUCUCCUUCCCUGACAAUCUCCUCUGGGAGCUCUGUUGGAGGGACCUCACAAUACUCGCGAGAGCUAGCCCAGGAAGAUGGACUUUCGACUCGUACAUCAAUUUUCUCAGCGACCUUGCCGCCUUCUGCAAGCAGAACCCCAAGAUCCAAGUGGACUACGCAAUUACCUGGCAUGGCAACCCUUACCAAUUAGGCGAAACCUUGUCCGACGUCGUCGACCGGAACCCCCACUCGCGCCCUCUCUGGAACUUCGUGAAACUUGGUGUACUCGCUAGUAUCGCGUUUGAUCCCCAGGGAAGUUUUGCACAGAGCGCUCCGGCUAAAACUUACAUCUGGAAUGACUGCUUCGUCCAGAAAGCGGUUUCAAUCGGACGGAUACUUGCCGACCGCGGCAUUUUCACCGACGUGAAGAAUCUUACGUUCUAUCAAUGCAACCCACAGUUGACGCGUGAGCACUAUGGCACGGGCGAGAUACCAAGCACAGCCUUAAUUGAGGAUGGAGAGGCCCAUGCCUUGCGGGGAUUGAGCAAGGAAGCAUGGGCCGCGCACGCUACGAACUGGCUUCAGAACGGGAUCCGUCCAUCCUAG
This is a messenger RNA of Paraphaeosphaeria sporulosa, 1158 nucleotides long. RefSeq lists its product as uncharacterized. The record is from RefSeq and is a predicted model, not a curated record. The transcript has 2 exons. NCBI's taxonomy places the organism in Eukaryota, Fungi, Ascomycota, Dothideomycetes, Pleosporales, Didymosphaeriaceae. The coding region runs from base 1 to 1158 and encodes 385 amino acids.